AGUCUACAACAGACGCCAUAUUGUAAGCGUGUCUCGGUUUGAAGCGAAACUUGUGCCAUAUUGCUUUAUAAAAAUUAAAGACACAGCUGUACUUCCACAAUGCAAGGAAGAAUGAAGGACGAGCCUGGGAAAGUGUUCGUCGGGGGAUUAAGCUGGAAUACAGAUCAAGACAUGUUAAAGUCUUAUUUUUCUACAUUUGGUGAUGUUGUUGACUGUGUUGUUAUGAAGAACCCACAAACUGGCAAAUCUCGUGGAUUUGGAUUUGUGACUUUUGGAAAUCCUGCCAUCAGCGAAGUUGUAUUGACUGGCCCAGAUCACAUGAUUGAUGGACGUAAAGUGGAUUGUAAAGCAUGUAAUGCUCGAUCAAUGAAUCAAGGAGGAGGAGGUGGUGGUGGUGGUCCUGGAGGUCCCGGUGGUCCAGGGGGACCAAGAAAUAGAAUUCAGUCUCUGGGUAGAGGAGGUCCAAGAGGUGGUGGAGGCGGACCAGGGCCAGGACAAGUUAGUAAGAUUUUCAUGGGAGGAAUACCAGGUGAUGCCAAUGAGGAGGUCUUAAGAGAAGUAUUUGGACAAUAUGGACCUGUAGCUGAAAUUGUAAUUAUGUAUGACCAAGAAAAGAACCGUUCUAGAGGAUUUGGAUUUCUGACGUUCGAAAGUGAAGAUAGCGUGGACAGAGUUUGUCAAGAACAUUAUAUAGAUGUACAUGGAAAGAAGGUUGAAUGUAAGCGUGCUCAGAAUCGUCAGAAAGAGGGACCUGGUGGACAAGGCCCCCCUAUGAUGGGAGGGGGAGGUAGAGGAAGAGGUAUGGGAGGCAGAGGUGGACACAGAGGUCCCCCAGGACAUGGUGGUCCUCCUGGACAUGGCCCCCCUGGUCAUGGCCCUCCAGGUCAUGGACCUCAUCAUGGUCAUGGUGGUCAUCAUGGGCCACCAGGACAUGGUGGUCCCCCAGGAGGACAUGGAGGUCCUCCACCUCAUUUCCAACCCCCACAUGGCGAUGGAGGAUGGGGUAAUGAGGGUGGGCCACAAGGCCCUGGUGGGUGGGGUGGUGGACCACCUCCUAAUGGAGCAGGCUUUCCUCCACAAGGAAAUAACUUCCAACCUCCACCACAGCAGCCAACACCAGGCUAUGGACAACAACCAGCGUACAGUCAGUCUAGUUAUGCUCAGCAGCCAGCCUAUGGUACUCCACCAUCUCAAGCUUAUGGAGCACCACCACAGCAAGCGGGAUUCCAGUCCCCGGGAGCCCCUCCACCUGUAGCAGCCACUGCACAAGCUCCAGGAGCCCCACAAGCUUUUAAUUCUUGGGGAGCACCUCCAGCAGCACAACCUCCAGCUCAGACAAGUUAUGCUGGUUACACACAACCUCCAGCAACAGCUGCAGCUGGGUAUGGUGCACAACCUGCAACUCCUGCAGCUGUAGCACCAACACAAACUUAUUCCCCUUAUGCCCAGCCUCCAGCUGCUGCUCCAGCACCGCAGUAUGCUGGUUACCCAGCACCUGCAGCAGAUCCUUAUGCCCAAGCAGGCUAUGCUACCAUACCAGCCGUAGCACCAACAGUUCCAGCAGCUGAUCCAAAUGCUUUACAAGCUGGUUAUAGUUAUGCAGGUCAGUAUCCACAGGAAGCUAGUAGUUACGGUCCGAGUAGAAGCUUUAGUCAGAGUCCACCAUCUGGAGCUCAGUCCGGUUACAGUCAACAAGUUUAUACCGCCCCACAAGCUCAAGGUGCUUACGCAGAUCCAGCUGGCUAUGGGGCUGCAGGUGCCCCUCCAGUACAAGCAUAUGGUGGACAAGAAGCACAAGCAUAUGCUGGAUACAGCCAGCCUCGUGCUCCACCAUCUGCAGGUGGUGCACAGCCUUACCAUCCAUACAGACGAUGAUGUAUGGAUAUAAUCAUCAACUAUUUUAACAAGUAUUUUACUCCUCUGAUGCAGGCGAAGUGUAAUGUUCCAUGCUCUAGUUUGAUCUGAAAACAAAAGGACAUCCAUAUAUUCCACAAUACAGACAUCUUGAAUGAGUGUUAUUGAGUAUAAUAAUAGUGUUUAAAACACUUGUUUUCAGACAUAUUUCAUAUGUAAGUUCCAUGAACUUGUACAUUUGUUUGUUUUCUUUUUAACGUCCAUGUUAUGUAAAUGUCUAUCCUUGUAAUUUAUGUAUGUAUCUCCUGGGUGCGAGAAGCUUAAAAUAACAAUUUUAAGGAUAAGUAUUUUAAAUGAUUGAACAUUGUCAAUUAAAUUAAUUUAAAACUAACAAAAUACAGUGAUUGUUUAAAAGUGUAUUCAUGUUUACUGAUUAUAAGGUUUGAUAAUGUUUAUCUGUCGGGAGGUUACAGAGGAAAGCAAGAGACUAGUUUGGAUUUAUUGUUGUUGUAGGACCAGAUGAUUCAGAAUGGUGAAUAUAGCUUAACAUUAUCCUCUGAUUCUAGCAAGACUACUAUAAAAAUACAGGUCCCUGCAUUAGAAUCCAUCAUUUCAUUUCUUGUAUAUAAUUCAUGAUUCAUUCAUAUUGUACUGAAUACAGAAAUAAAUUAUCAUCCCUUA
Patella vulgata (common limpet) is the source of this 2535-nucleotide messenger RNA. RefSeq names its product DAZ-associated protein 1. The record is from RefSeq and is a predicted model, not a curated record. Lineage: Eukaryota; Metazoa; Mollusca; Gastropoda; Patellidae. Gene Ontology annotation, cellular component: cytoplasm. Gene Ontology annotation, molecular function: RNA binding. The transcript is spliced from 12 exons. The coding region runs from base 100 to 1875 and encodes 591 amino acids.